Molecule: messenger RNA, 1509 nt
Organism: Trypanosoma conorhini
Lineage: Eukaryota; Euglenozoa; Kinetoplastea; Trypanosomatida; Trypanosomatidae
Product: tRNA (guanine-N(1)-)-methyltransferase
Exons: 1
Coding region: 1-1509 (502 amino acids)
Biological process (GO): tRNA N1-guanine methylation
Cellular component (GO): cytoplasm
Source: RefSeq, a predicted model, not a curated record
AUGGGGUGUGACGCGCCGCCGGCGUACCGCGCACGCGUGGAGGCGUCCGUGGAGGUGGUGGCGCUGCUCGUGAGGCCCGUCGACCUCCUCGGGGAGGUGCUGCGGGCGCUGCGUGGCUGCCUCUACGACAUGCGCGGGGUGCGGAAUGUGACGGACGCCCCGCAGCCCUCCGCGGGCGGCGCCGCCCACAAGCUGCUGCUGCUGGACCCCCAGCGCAUCCCUCCCCCGUCCGCCGCGGCGUCUGCGGCCGCAGCAGCGCCGCCGCGCUGGGUGGAGGCGCACGACGCAUCUCUGCCGGUGGUCGUGCGGGAGCGGCUGCGGACGCUUCUGCAGAGCAAACCGUCCGUCGCGGAGCGGCUGCGGCUCGCGGUGGUGGCUCCCCACGUCGUGCGACUGGGCUACAAAAACUACACGAUGCCGGAGCUGCUGCGGCAGAUCCUUCCGCCGGGGACCGUCCAGCUCAGCGGCUUCGAGCAGGUGGGCCACAUCGCGCACGUCAACCUCUCCCCCGCCCACCUGCCGCACCGCGCGGACAUCGGCGCCGUCAUUCUGGACUGCAACCCCACCGUGCGCGUCGUGGUGAACAAGGUGGACAGCAUCGCCAGCGUCUUUCGCGAGUUCAAGAUGGAAGUCAUCGCGCGGCGCGCCACCCCCGCCGACGCGCAGGGAACCGCGACGGAGGAAAACCCCACUGCGGGGCACGAGGAUGACGACGACGAGGAGAAGCUGCACAGCCUGCUGCUGGCGACCGUGCGGCAGCACGGCUGCGUCUUUCGCGUUCCGUACGACCGCGUGUAUUGGAACUCGCGCCUCUGCCACGAGCAUGCACGGGUGGUGGACCUGAUGCAGAGAGGCGAUGUCCUCUACGACGUCAUGGCGGGAGUUGGGCCCUUCGCCGUGCCCGCCGCCGUGGCUGGCGUGACGGUCUAUGCGAAUGACCUGAACCCCGUGGCGGCGGAGUAUUUGCGCAUCAACGCGGAGCUCAACCACGUCGGUGCGGACGCCUUUCACGUCUUCAACAUGGACGGUCGUGCGUUCAUGAAUACGGUGCUCUACCGCGACGUGAUGCGUGGGCCCCCGCCGCGUGGCCGACGCCACGUGACGAUGAAUCUGCCAGCCAUUGCGGUGGAGUUUUUGGACGCAUUCACCAAACCGCCGUGGUCCGCGCCGACGGCCUCGCCCUCCUCAGCGCCAUUGGAGGAGACGGGGCGGGCCGCGGAAGACGCGGAGGCGGCGGCAAGCGAGACGCCACUCCCCGACAAGCGCGUGCUUUUUCACGUCUACUGCUUUUCAAAGCACGCGGAGGACUUUUUAGGCGACGCCGUCGCGCAGGUGGAGCGGUGGUUGGCCUGCGCGCUGCCGAAGGAAUGUCUGGAGGCGGUGCACAUGGUGCGGGACGUGGCGCCCGUGAAGCGCAUGGUCUGCGUGAGCUUCACCCUGCCGGAGGCGUUUUGGGCGCGCCGCCACGCGGAUGGGCUGCUGCCGGUCAAGCGGGCCCGCACGGAUUGA